Molecule: messenger RNA, 5901 nt
Organism: Paramecium primaurelia
Lineage: Eukaryota; Ciliophora; Oligohymenophorea; Peniculida; Parameciidae
Source: the annotation of a GenBank genome assembly
AUGAAGAAAAUAGCUUUAAUUCUACUCUUGAUACAAUAUUAUGUUUAUUCAUAGACUACAUAGAGUGAAAUCAAAACAAUAUCUACAUUAAAUUAACCUUGUACUUGUUUACAAGUUUUGAAUGAAAAAGAUUGCCAAUCUCUUAAUUGUACUUGGGAUGGUAGUAAAUGUUCAGACAUACCAGUGGUUUAAAUUAUCAAAACAUAUUGUGAAUUAAUUUAAAUUGAUAAAUGCUAAAGUACAGAAGGUUGUGCCAAUGUUUCAGAUAAAUGUGUAUCGUUUGCUGGAUGUUCUCUAUUUUUUUAUACAUCAAAUGAAUUAUGCUAAAACAUAUCUAUAAGAUGUAUAACUGAUGGGGAUAAAUGCAUAGAAUUGAAUGAUUGUAUGAAUUAUACAAAUCAGAUAAGUUGUCUAAAAGAUUAAAACGGGAUGUAUUGUACUUGGAACUCAUAAACCUCAACUUGUGAAUAUCCUACAACUUGUGAUUUAUUACCUCUCACACUUAACUCAGAUUAGUUAUGUAGAGAAUAAUUGAAAUAAUGCACAACUAAAGAAGGAGGAGGUUGUGAAACAAGUCAAGAAAAUUGUGAAAAUCAAAAAAUUUAAUAAGCAUGUGUAACAAAUCUUGAUUAAACAAAAUAAUGUAUAUGGGAUGAGAGUAAAUGUAAAGAAAAAACAUGUUUAAAUGCUCCUAUUUCAAAUAAUAGUCAUUUAUUAUGUAAUACUUAUCUUUCUACUUGUACUGUAAAUGAUACUUUAAAUGGAUGUUAAGAUAUACCAUAAUUAUGUACAUUAUUAAAAACAUAUAAUAAUUGUACAAUCAAUAAAAAUGGUGAUAUUUGUUAUUGGAAUAAAAAUACUUAAAAAUGUGAAGAUAAAAAUUGUGAUAAUGCACCAGAUUCAUUUACAAAUAAUGAUUAAUGUUUAUCAUGGUUAUCAACUUGUAUUGUAAAAUCUGCAGGUUUAGGUUGUUAAACUAAAGCAUCAGAUUGUGUAUAAUAUACAACUGAAAAUUAAUGUAUUUAAACUAUUACAGGUGAUCCUUGUUUUUGGAAUUAAAAUAAAUGUUAUGCUAAAAUUUGUGAUAAUGCACCUGAUACAUAUAUUAAUCAUGAUUAAUGUUCUCAAUUUUUAUCUACUUGUACUGUUUAAUAGGAUCUAACAGGAUGUGAAUCCAAAAAAGCUUCUUGUUCAAAUUAUCAAAAAGAAGAAUAAUGUAAUUCUCUUAUGGAUGGUUCAUUUUGUGUAUUUUAAGAUAAUGUUUGUAUUCCUCGUAUUUGUAGUAAUGCUUCAAAAGAAUUAACAACUGAUUAAGCAUGUAAAAGAUUCUCUUCUACUUGCAUGGUUAAAUCUAAUUAAUAAGGUUGUAUUUUAUAAGAAUGUAUAAGUAUUACAAAUAAGGAAUAUUGUUUAUAAGAUUAUUAAAAUAAUUAAUGUUAUUAUGGAACAUAAUGUCAUAUAAGAACAUGUGAAAAUGCUCCAAAUUCAUAUAAAUCUGAUGAAGAAUGUAGAACAUAUUUAGCUUCUUGUACUAUAGAUGAUGAUUUUGAAGGUUGUAAAGUUAGACCAUUAAGUUGUACAGAUUUAAAUGAAUUAUAAUGUAAAACAUUAACAAAUGGAACAAAAUGUAGUUGGAAUGAUGAUGAUUCUAAUAAUAAAUUUUGUAGAUUAUUAAAUUGUGCAGAUAUUCCUCCUGAUACUUAAACUGAUGAAUCAUGUUCAAAAUUUGAUAAAAGUUGUACAGUUGCUGAAAAUCCAAGUCUUUGUAUGUAAAAACCAGCUAUUUGUGGUAUUAUGAUUACAAAAGAUCAUUGUCUUUCUGUUGUAUUAGCAGAUGGUAUAUCAAAAUGUAGUUGGAAUGAUGAAACUUAAAUAUGUAGAUAAAGAGUAUGUUCAGAUGCUGAUACUACAAAUGUAAGUGAAGAGAAUUGUAGAUCAUUUAUGCCUAUAUGUACAAUUAAUGAUGAUAAAACAGGAUGUAUUUAAGAACCAACUACAUGUAAAGGUUAUAAGAAUCCUGAAGUUUGUAUAAAAUUAGUUGCAGAUCCAAAUAAUAUUAAAUAUUGUGGAUGGAAUGGAUGUGAAGAUAGAAGUUGUUAGAAUGCUCCAAUAUUAUUAGAUGGAAAUUAUAGUCAUUCAACUUGUAAUAGUUAUUUAGAUGGUUGUACUUUGAAUGAUGAUCAAACAGGUUGUGUAUCAUUAUUUACAUCAUGUAGUUUAAUAAAGAAUUAAAUAUAAUGUAAUGAAACAAUUUUAGUAGAUAAAUCAAAAUGUACUUAUGAUUUGAGUGUUGAUCCAUUUAUAUGUAGAAGUUUUUAAUGUAUUGAUAAUACUUCCUCAGAUAUGACUCAUGCAUUAUGUGUAGUUUUAGGUAGUUAAUGUACUUUAGGAAUUGGAGGAGUUGGAUGUGUUAAUUAGUUUAAUUCUUGUUCUGCUGUAACAGAUUAAAUUUAAUGUGAUGACACUUUAGUUGUAGGUGGAAAACAAUGUUUUUGGGAUGCUUCUGCUAUUCCUCCUAGUUGUAAAGAUAGAGUAUGUUCAUUUGGUUAAAAUAAAAACAAUUAUUAAGAAUGUGAAGCUUUUAUGAGUACUUGUACAAAGGGAGGAAUUAAUGAAAAUUGUAUAGAUAAACCUACUUAAUGUAAUGGAUUAUCUGAAGUUAGAUGUAAUAAUGUUAGAUUACAAAAUGGAGGUUUUUGUUCUUUUGAUAUUACAAUUAAUGAUGUUAAUUUAUAAUGUCAAAAUAGAAUUUGUGCAGAUGCUCCAACAAGUUAUUAAACAGAUACACUUUGUAGAAGUUGGUUACCUACAUGCACAGUUAAAGCUGAUUAAACAGGUUGUAUUAAUGAACCAAAUGAUUGUACUUAAAUGAUGAGAGAAUAGUGUUUUUAGAUUAAAAGUACUGGAAUAACUUGUUUUUGGAAUACUGUUGGAGGUUCUGGUAGUUGUAGAGAAGCAUAAUGUACUGAUGCUAGUAAGAGUAAAUUUAAUACUGAUACUUAAUGUUAGAGUUAUAAAUCAGGUUGUACAGUUGCUAAAAGUGGUGGUUGUAUUGUAUAACCUAUUAGUUGUAAUGGUUUAGAAUAGGAUCAUUGUUCAAAGGUAACUAUUAAUGCAACUGGUAAAAGUGGAAGUGAGAAUAAAUGUAGUUGGAAUACUAAGACUUCUGUUUGUUAAGAUAGAGUAUGUUCAGAUGCACCAAUUUCAAUUACUACUGAGAGUGGUUGUAGAGCUUGGUUAAAAAGUUGUACUAUUGGAUUAACAAAUAAAGGAUGUAUUAAUGAAUAUUCUACAUGUGAUUAAAUUUAGACUUUAAAUUAAUGUAGUCAAUUAUCUAAUGGAUAAAAAUGUGGAUGGAAUAAUGGAUGUGUUGGUAGAUAAUGUUCUAAUGCUCCUGAUACUUAUAAUACUGAUGAAUAAUGUAGAAAUUAUUUAUCUAAAUGUACUGUAUAAGCUGAUGGAACAGGAUGUGAAUUGAGAAAAUUAUAAUGUAUUGAUAUUGAUGUAGAAAGAUAAUGUGUUUAAAUUGAUGAUAAUAAUAAAUGUUCUUGGAAUGUUGUUAAAAAAUAAUGUGAAGAUCGUUCAUGUAUUAAUGCACCUAUUACUAUUACAUCACAUAAUGUUUGUGAAACAUAUUUAUCUAGUUGUACAGUUAAACCUAAUGGUAAGGGUUGUCAAAGAAAAUUAGAUAAAUGCUAAAAUUAUUCAUUUAUUGGUUAAUGCAAAGUUACUCUUACAGGAUAAUAAUGUUAAUGGAUUGUUAAUUAUGAUAUUGGAUCUUGUGUAGAUAUAUUAUCAUCAUGUUCUACUUAUAUUUAAUAAAAUGCAUGCACUAUUCAAAGUGAUGGAUAAGUGUGUAUAUGGAUUGAUGGUUCAUGUUAUAAUAGAUAAUGUUAACAUGCACCUAAAUCAUAUUCAACACAUAAAUAAUGUUAAGAAUAUGGUAAUAAUUGUACAACCAAUGGAAGAGGAUGUAUUAGUUAUUAGAAAUGUUCUGAAUAUAAAUAUUCAUCAGCUUGUUUAUAAGGUACUGAUGGUCCUUGUACAUUACUUGAUCAAUGUCAAUUAAUUUCUUGUGAAAAUGCUCCUACAACUUUAAAAACAGAUUCAGAAUGUUCAACUUUUCUUAAAAAAUGUACAACAAAUGGAAAUGGAUGUAUUGAAAAAAAGAGAUGUCAAGAUGCUUAUAUACAAGAAGCUUGUAAAUUUAAUAGUUCUGGUUAAAGUUGUGCUUGGGUGAAUAAUUAAUGUUAUGAUAAAACAUGUGAAACUGCUGAUAUAUCAUUAAAAACAGAAACAUAAUGUGAAGAAUAUUUCCCAGAAGCUAAAUGCACAACUAAAAAAGGUGGUGGUUGUAUAUAAAAAGGUAAAUGCAAAGAUGCAUAAAUUGAAUUAGCAUGCACUUCUUAAUAUGAUGGAAAAUUGUGUUCUUGGUAAGAUGGUUCUUGCAAAAUGAAAUCUUGUUCAGAUCUCUUUGGUACUGAUCAUUAUUCAUGUUAUUCUUAAUAAAAUGAUUGUACAUCAGAUGGAAUCAAAUGUAUUUCUAUGAAAACUUGUUCUGAUACUGAUAAUCGAUUAUCUUGUGUUUUAGGAACAGAUGGACCUUGUUUAUGGAGUAAUAAUUAAUGUUAUAGAUUUACAAAAUGUACAGAUCUUAUAUUUACUACUCAUUAAGAAUGCAACUAAAUACAUUCAUAAUGUACUACUAAUGGAGAUAAUUGUAUAUCUAUUAGUACUUGUGCUAAUACUCCUUAAAUUGCUUGUUAUAAAGGUAUCAAAAGUCUAAAUACCAUUUAAUGUAUUUGGGCACCUUUAUCAAAUAGAUAAUCAUCUAUAUAAUAAUGUAUCGAAUUUACUGAAUGUUCUGCUGUUUAUUAUUUAAAUCAUAAUGAUUGUUAUAAUUAUUCAUAAGGUAAAUGCACUACUGAUGGAAUCAAAGGUUGUAUUGAUUUAGAUUCUUGUGAAAAUUAUACUAAUUAAGCUUCUUGUUUCAAUGACAAAUAAGGUAAAAAAAAAAAUGCUUAAGGAAAUAUAAUUUCUACUGGAUUCUGUUAAUGGACAAAUGAUAAAUGUACUGUAUAAGGAUGUUCUGAAUUAAUAGGUACAACUCAUGAAUAAUGUAAUUCCCAAUUAAAUACAUGUACUUCUAAUGGUUCAUAAUGUAUACUUAAAACAACUUGUAAUACUUUAAAAAAUUAUGAUUCUUGUAUUGCUGCCACUGGAACUGAUGGAAAAUGUGCUUGGAUUAGUAAUACUGGUAUGGAGAAAUCAUGUAAUCCUAUGAAAUGUUCUGAUUAUCCUAUCACUUAAUGUUCCAACUUUUCAAGUGAUUGUAUUCAAGAUGGUUCAACUUGUGUAUAAAUCUCUUAUUGUUCUAUCUAUAAAACAGAAGCUGCUUGUGAUAAAGGUAGUAUAAAUUCUGUUUGUGUUUGGAUUUAAACUAGUGCAAGUAAAAGUGUAUGUAUUGAUGCCACAAAUUGUUCUAUUGCUAGUGCAAAUCAAAAAGCUUGUAAAGCCUUAUCUGAUAGAUGUUACUGGUAAAGAAAGACAAUCUCUAAUGUUUUAGAAUAUAUUUGUAUAUCUAAAACAUGUGAAGUUUAAACUGAUGGCACUUGUACAGGUUAUUAUGAUUGGGAUAAGAAAAUAUAUACAGUUUGUAAAUUAGAUAGCUAAAAUAAAUGUGUUAGUACUGAUCCAACUACUUUAAAUGCAGAUGAUUGUUUAACAAAAACACUUUAUCAAUAUACUUGGAAUAAUAGUUCUAACAAAUGUUAGAUCUGUGAUACAAAUAGCAACUAAAUCAAUAAUAAUUCAAGUACUCCAAAUAAUACCAAUAACUAAUCUACAUUUGAGACAAUCUUAUUCCCUGCCUUAAUUGCUAUUCUAAGUCUUUAAAUAUGA